Molecule: messenger RNA, 579 nt
Organism: Iphiclides podalirius (scarce swallowtail)
Lineage: Eukaryota; Metazoa; Arthropoda; Insecta; Lepidoptera; Papilionidae
Source: the annotation of a GenBank genome assembly
AUGCAUUUAAAAUUCGAAGGCGCGGUAUUCGAGUGUACCGACCCGAUCGCGAUGGCGCGUCAUCGCGACGUUCCCAUAACUCGGUGCGUCAAGAUUAUGUCGGAUUUAGUUAAUAUAAUAUGCGCACCUCGGGAAGUGGACGCGUUCGGGUCGGGCGAUUUGUUGACCUUUGGCCGAUUUCGGGAACGUGUAGGCUCGCGUGUAGCGAAACGCACCGGGGUCGGGACGAUCAAUAGGCGACAGGACGGGCGGUUGGGGUCGCCCGCCUGGAUAGGUGUUCGGCAAGAGCGGCGGGACAAAGGCUACGGCAGCGCGGGCCGGGCAAGGAGGCGCGCGGCACGGCGUUCGUCGACCCGCCGUCUCAAGGCCGCUCUUACACGUGCCACGGGCGCUUCCUGCCGCCGCCAUAACAAACCACUCCCCGCUCCGCCGCCACCCCAGCGUUCCCCCAGUUAUGCAAAACCCCCUAAUCUUCCAUUUGGAGUAGGCCGCUCGAGGUUCCCUUGGGACAUGUGCUAUUUUUGGCUCCAAUUUAGCUCACCUGCAGGAAAAGCGACUUAUCUAAUUCAUGUUAUAAAU